Messenger RNA from Drosophila grimshawi, 1745 nucleotides. RefSeq names its product WD repeat and FYVE domain-containing protein 2 (gene Wdfy2). The transcript has 6 exons. Gene Ontology annotation, molecular function: metal ion binding; protein binding. The coding region runs from base 173 to 1399 and encodes 408 amino acids. NCBI's taxonomy places the organism in Eukaryota, Metazoa, Arthropoda, Insecta, Diptera, Drosophilidae. The record is from RefSeq and is a predicted model, not a curated record.
AGCCAUUUUUUUAACAGGGGGUCACAUUGAUCAUCAUUUUUGAUAAAAUAAGUUUUUAUUUUGUGAUUCAUUCGGUCGGUUAAAAAAGAAAGUCAAUAAACAGAAUAGGACAACACUGAACGGACUUAUCUCUUCGUAUAAUUCCGUCAACUUGUAGAACAUAGCUCUGAGAAUGGCAGCCGAGAUAAAACCAGCGCAACGCAGCAACAAUGACCGCUUUUUGUCGACCAAAAAGCCCGAAUUACUCAGUAAAUUGGAGGGCAGUGGCGAUGAUGUGAAUGCAGCCAUUUUAAUACCAGGCGAAAAUGGUGUAAUUAGCGUAUCAGAUGACAAAACUGUGCGUGUGUGGGUCAAGCGAGACUCGGGACAGUAUUGGCCCAGUAUUUGUAAGAGUUUGCCAUCCGGUUGCACGGCCAUCGAAUACGUUCAGGAGCAGCGACAAUUGUAUAUUGGUCAAGACAACGGCACCGUCACACUAUACACCCUAUCCGAGGACUGUAAUCAGUUAUCAUUUGUCCGUGAUUAUCUGUCGCAUCAGGGCCGAGUUGUCGCCGUUGUCUUCACAAAGGCCCACAAUUGGAUCUUGUCCGCUGGCAAAGAUAAACAAUUUGCGUAUCAUUGUGCGGAAACGACAAAGCGAGUGGGCGGAUACAAUUUUGAAACAUCAUGCACAGCCCUACAGUUUGACGCCUUGGCUAAAUAUGCCUUCAUUGGAGAUCAUGCGGGUCAAAUAACAAUGCUGCGCUGCGAUGUGCAAGGUGUUCAGCUCAUUACCACAUUCAAAGGACACACAGCUGGCAUCAGAUGCUUAAGAUGGGUGGAGGGACCACAGUUGCUGUUCAGUGGUGCGUGCGAUCAAUCCGUGAUUGUCUGGGAUGUUGGCGGCAAGCGAGGUACAAUCUACGAAUUGCAAGGACAUGGUAACAAAGUAUCGGCACUGGCAUACGCUAAUCACACCCAGCAGCUAAUUACAUCGGGCGAGGAUUCCGUUGUUGUCUUUUGGGAGAUGAAUGCUAUGCGCAAGGAGGUGCCCGACUGGGUGGAGUCCAACAAUUGCCAGCUGUGCUCCAGGCCAUUCUUUUGGAACUUCCGUUCGAUGAUGGAUCAGAAACAGUUGGGUAUCCGACAACAUCAUUGCCGCCAUUGCGGCAAGGCUGUCUGCGAUAAUUGUUCAACGAAUCGCAUCAACAUACCCAUUAUGGGAUUUGAGUUCGAUGUGCGCUGCUGCGAUCCAUGCUACAAGCAGCUGCAGACUGUGGAGCGUCCUUCCUUAGCAGCCUUUCACGAUGCCAAGCAUUCCAUUGUGCACAUGGACCUCGAUGAGGAUCGAAAACGUCUGCUGACUGUCGGCCAGGAUCGGCUGAUCAAAGUGUGGGAUUUGUCUACCAUCUGGGUAUAAUAUUCAUAUAUAAUAUAUAUAACCCGUGUCCAAUUGACCGCAAGUUUGGUGUUUCAAUUUCUAAAGAAAAUUAUUAUUAUUAUUAUUAUAUUGUAUUGUAUGAAUCAAAAAUAAAUAAUACCAAAUACAUAUGUAAGUAUUGAAAAACAAAUACGACAAGUGCAAAUGGUAAACAGACGAAAGCACUUUCAUAAAUCUAAGAAGCAAUGUUCAACAUAAAACGUCGUAAUUAUAUAUAUAAACAUAUAUAUUAAUAAUGCAUUAGUUAUAUUUUCAUCAAAUUGAGAUUGAUGUAAAACUAAAAUCCAUGGAUAUCAAUAAAAUCAGAUCACGAGUAUCAUUCAAA